This is a messenger RNA of Myripristis murdjan (pinecone soldierfish), 815 nucleotides long. RefSeq names its product ras-related protein Rab-1B-like. The transcript is spliced from 6 exons. Bases 1 to 645 code for a protein of 214 amino acids. The record is from RefSeq and is a predicted model, not a curated record. Gene Ontology annotation, molecular function: GTP binding; GTPase activity. Lineage: Eukaryota; Metazoa; Chordata; Actinopteri; Holocentriformes; Holocentridae.
AUGAACCCUGAGUAUGACUACCUGUUCAAGCUUCUUCUGAUCGGUGACUCUGGAGUCGGAAAGUCAUGUCUGCUGCUGCGCUUCGCGGACGACACCUACACGGAGAGCUACAUCUCCACCAUCGGGGUAGACUUCAAGAUCAGGACCAUCGACAUGGAGGGGAAGACAGUAAAACUACAAAUUUGGGACACAGCAGGCCAGGAGAGGUUUCGAACCAUCACCUCCAGCUACUACAGAGGAGCUCACGGCAUUAUCAUUGUGUAUGAUGUCACCGAGCAGGAGUCCUUCAACAAUGUGAAGCAGUGGCUGGAGGAGAUUGAGCGGUACGCCUGUGAAAACGUCUCCAGGCUGCUGGUGGGAAACAAGUCGGACCUCGUUAGUAAGAAAGUGGUGGACUGUGCCACUGCUCAGGAUCUGGCCUCGUCGCUCCACAUCCCCUUCAUGGAGACGAGCGCUAAGAGCUCCGAUAAUGUGGAGAGGGCUUUCCUCACCAUGGCCUCUGAGAUCCACAAGCGUCUGGCCAGCGAGGGAGGUGGGAUGCAGGGCGAGGGGACGGCGGCCAAGGGCCAGACCACCAAGAUCAAUAGCGCCCCCCUGUGGCCUGGAGGGGAGAAGCAGGGGCAGGAGGCCAGCAAUUGCUGCUGAGCACAGCAUUAUGAGAUGUGUCAUUUUCGGCACAUCUGCCUGUCUAGUUUUGGGACUACAUGGGUUUGUGCUUUUUACACAAGCAAAAAAAAAAAAAAAAAUGUCAGGGUCCACUUUUUGACUCAACAUGUUGUUGGUACUGGGUGAAAUCCUUGCAUGAAAAAUUCUAA